This is a messenger RNA of Enhydra lutris kenyoni (northern sea otter), 3672 nucleotides long. RefSeq names its product ADAM metallopeptidase with thrombospondin type 1 motif 18. The transcript is spliced from 23 exons. Bases 1 to 3672 code for a protein of 1223 amino acids. The record is from RefSeq and is a predicted model, not a curated record. Gene Ontology annotation, cellular component: extracellular matrix. Gene Ontology annotation, molecular function: metalloendopeptidase activity. NCBI's taxonomy places the organism in Eukaryota, Metazoa, Chordata, Mammalia, Carnivora, Mustelidae. Gene Ontology annotation, biological process: proteolysis; extracellular matrix organization.
AUGGAGUGCGCCCUCCUGCUCGCGUGCGCCCUCCCCGCCGCCCGCUCGGGCCCGCCGUGGGGUCCGGCGGGGCUGGGGCGCGUGGCCAAGGCGCUCCAGCUGUGCUGCCUCUGUUGUGCGUCGGUCGCCGCAGCCUUAGCCAGUGACAGCAGCAGCGGCGGCGGCGGCGGAUUAAACGUUGAUUACGUCUUUGUCACGCCGGUAGAAGUGGACUCGGGCGGGUCAUAUAUUUCACACGACAUUUUGCACAACGGCAGGAGAAAGCGAUCGGCGCAGAGUGCCAGCAGCUCCCUGCAUUACCGAUUUUCAGCAUUUGGACAGGAACUACAUUUAGAACUUAAGCCCUCGGCGAUUUUGAGCAGUCACGUUAUCGUCCAGGUACUUGGAAAAGACGGUGCUUCCGAGACGCGGGAACCCACAGUGCAGCGAUGUUUCUAUCAGGGAUUUAUCAGAAAUGACAGCUCCUCUUCCGUCGCUGUGUCUACGUGUGCCGGCUUGUCAGGUCUAAUAAGGACACGAAAAAACGAAUUCCUCAUUUCACCGUUACCUCAGCUGCUGGCCCAGGAGCAUAACUACAGCGCACCUGCGGGACACCAUCCUCAUGUACUGUACAAAAGGACGGCUGAGGAGAAGGUCCAGCGUUGCCAUAGCUACCCGGGCUCCAGCGGGCAUCAUCCUGGUCACUCCCCAGCUCACACUCCCCUCACAUCUCGGAGUCAAGAGAGAGAGCAUCACCACCCAAGGUUGCAAAAGCAGCAUUUUUGUGGACGACGCAAGAAAUAUGCCCCUAAGCCUCCCACGGAGGACACCUAUCUCAGGUUUGAUGAAUAUGGGAGUGCAGGGAGACCCAGAAGAUCAGCUGGAAAAUCACAAAAGGGCCUAAAUGUGGAAACCCUUGUGGUAGCAGACAAGAAAAUGGUGGAAAAGCAUGGCAAGGCAAACGUGACCACGUACAUUCUCACGGUCAUGAACAUGGUUUCUAGCCUAUUUAAAGAUGGGACCAUUGGAAGUGACAUAAACAUUGUGGUGGUGAGCCUCAUUCUUCUGGAACAAGAACCUGGAGGAUUACUGAUCAACCAUCAUGCAGACCAGUCUCUGAACAGUUUUUGUCAGUGGCAGUCCGCCCUCACUGGAAAGAAUGGCAAGAGGCAUGACCAUGCCAUCCUGCUCACGGGAUUUGACAUUUGUUCCUGGAAGAAUGAACCAUGUGACACUCUAGGGUUUGCCCCCAUCAGUGGAAUGUGCAGUAAGUACCGAAGCUGCACCAUCAAUGAGGACACGGGGCUUGGCCUGGCCUUCACCAUCGCUCAUGAGUCAGGGCACAAUUUUGGCAUGAUUCAUGAUGGGGAAGGCAAUCCCUGCAGAAAGGCUGAAGGCAAUAUCAUGUCUCCCACACUGACAGGAAACAAUGGGGUGUUUUCCUGGUCUUCGUGCAGCCGGCAGUAUCUCAAGAAAUUCCUUAGCACACCUCAGGCUGGGUGUCUGGUGGAUGAGCCCAAGCAAACAGGACAGUAUAAAUAUCCGGACAAACUACCAGGACAGAUUUAUGACGCCGACACACAGUGCAAGUGGCAGUUUGGAGCAAAAGCCAAGUUAUGCAGCCUCGGGUUUGUGAAGGACAUUUGCAAGUCACUUUGGUGCCAUCGAGUGGGCCACAGGUGUGAGACCAAGUUUAUGCCUGCGGCGGAAGGGACCGUGUGUGGCUUGAGUAUGUGGUGUCGGCAAGGCCAGUGUGUGAAGUUCGGGGAGCACGGCCCCCGGCCUAUCCACGGCCAGUGGUCCGCCUGGUCCAAGUGGUCAGAAUGUUCGCGAACUUGUGGUGGCGGAGUCAGGUAUCAGGAGCGACACUGCAAUGACCCCAAGCCUCAGUAUGGUGGCAAGUUCUGUCCAGGGUCUAGCCGUAUGUAUCAGCUGUGCCAUAUUAACCCUUGUAAUGAAAAUAGCUUGGAUUUCCGAGCCCAGCAGUGUGCAGAGCACAACAGCAAACCUUUCCGUGGAUGGUUCUACCAGUGGAAACCCUAUACGAAAGUGGAAGAGGCAGAUCGAUGUAAACUGUACUGCAAGGCGGAGAACUUCGAAUUUUUUUUUGCGAUGUCUGGCAAGGUGAAAGACGGAACUCCUUGCUCCCCAAACAAACAGGAUGUUUGUAUCGAUGGGAUUUGUGAACCAGUGGGAUGCGAUCAUGAACUUGGCUCUAAAGCAGUUUUGGAUGCAUGUGGUGUUUGCAAAGGGGAUAAUUCGACUUGCAAGUUUUACAAAGGCCUGUACCUCAAUCAGCAUAAAGCCAACGCAUAUUAUCCAGUCGUCACCAUCCCAGUGGGGGCCCGAAGCAUCGAGGUCCAGGAGCUGCAGCUCUCUUCCAGUCACCUUGCAGUCAGAAGCCUGGGUCAGAAGUACUACCUCACGGGGGGCUGGAACAUCGACUGGCCCGGAGAGUUCCCCUUUGCUGGGACCGUGUUUGAAUACCAGCGGACCUUCAACCACCCAGAACGCCUGUAUGCGCCAGGACCCACCAACGAGACGCUGGUCUUUGAAGUCCUGAUGCAAGGCAAAAAUCCGGGCAUAGCUUGGAAGUAUGCACUCCCCAAGGUCACGAAUGGAACUCAGCCGGCCUCAAAAAGGCAAAACCACGCCUGGACCACAGUGCAGUCCCCGUGCUCCGUCUCUUGUGGUGGAGGUUACAUAAGUGUAAAGGCCGUUUGCUUACGAGAUCAAAACACUCAAGUCAGUUCCUCAUUCUGCAAUGCAAGAACCAAGCCAGCAACUGAACCCAAAAUAUGCAACGCUUUCUCCUGCCCUGCUUACUGGAAGCCGGGCGAGUGGAGCGUGUGCAGCAGGUCGUGUGCGGGGGGCCAGCAGAGCAGGAAGGUCCAGUGUGUCCAGAAGAAGCCCUUCCAGAAGGAGGAAGCCGUGUUGCAUUCGCUCUGCCCAGUGAGCACCCCGACGCAGGUGCAGCCCUGCAACAGCCAUGCCUGCCCCCCCGAAUGGAGCCUUGGGCCCUGGUCUCAGUGUUCCAAGAGCUGCGGGCGAGGGGUGAGGAAGCGUGAAGUCCUUUGCAGAAGCUCCGCCACCGCAGAGAAUGUCCCAGAGACCCUGUGCUCCAGCAGCCCGAAGCCAGAGUCCCAGGAGGGCUGUGUGCUGGGACGAUGCCCCAGAAACACCCGGCUGCAGUGGGUCGUCUCUUCCUGGAGUGAGUGCUCGAUGACCUGCGGCUUGGGCGUGAGGAGGAGGGAGAUGAAAUGCAGCGAGAAGCCCUUCCAGGGAAAGCUGAUCACCUUCCCGGAGCGAAGGUGCCGCAGUAUUAAGAAACCAAACCUCAACUUGGAAGAAACCUGCCAGCGAGGGACCUGUCCCGCCCGCCGCGGCUUCGGCGUGGCUGCUGGGUGGUUCCCAUCCCCGUGGCAGCAGUGCACGGUGACCUGUGGAGGGGGUGUGCAGACGCGUUCGGUCCACUGCAUGCAGCAGGGCCGGCCUGCCUCCAGCUGUCCGCUCCACCAGAAGCCUCCGGUGCUGCAAGCCUGUAAUACCAACUUCUGUCCGGCUCCUGACAAGAGAGAGGAUCCAUCGUGUGUCGAUUUCUUCAGCUGGUGUCCCCUAGUUCCUCAACAUGGCGUCUGCAACCACAAAUUUUAUGGUCAACAGUGCUGCAAGUCAUGCACGAGGAAGAGCUGA